Molecule: messenger RNA, 3789 nt
Organism: Exophiala aquamarina CBS 119918
Lineage: Eukaryota; Fungi; Ascomycota; Eurotiomycetes; Chaetothyriales; Herpotrichiellaceae
Exons: 1
Coding region: 1-3789 (1262 amino acids)
Source: RefSeq, a predicted model, not a curated record
AUGUUAACCAGAUGGCUGGAACAGAAUCAUCGCGAAUCCCACCUUCCUGAAGCCUUUGAUCAGCACAGGGAACAAAGUGACGGACCCGAAUUGAAGCAGUACACCACGGGAGAGCAACACCCAAAACAUUUGGCGGUCAGAGCACACCGAUGGGAUCCAAUCUGGUUGCAUGGCUUCAUUCUCCCGUUGAUGGCAGGACUUUUUCUUCUUCUUGCUUUGUCUUUGAUCCUAUUGUGGCAUUUCAAUGUUCGGGCUAAUGGAUUCAAAUUGAUCACUAACAAUCAUUACGCCUGGACAUAUGGACCUACCGCCCUCCUUAUUUUUGUGGUUCCUAUUUGGCGACAGGUCGACUAUCACUAUAAGGCCGCUCUACCAUGGCAGUUACUCCAAUGCAGAUUCACGUCGGCCGAAUACUCGAUUCUGCUGGAUUAUGUCAGUCCGCUACAAAUAGUCAGCUUCUGGGCAUCUCUCCGGAACAGUCACUUUAUUGUUGCAACCACCAUAGUUGUGUUUGUGAUUUUAAAGUUGGUCACAGUUGCUUCGACAGGCCUGCUCACUGAGCAGUCAGUAGGCUUACCUGUACAGAACAUGCGUCUCGCUCUGACCACAAGUCUAAAUGGAUCACUUUACAAUGUCUCAGCUCCAGUCGCUACGACCGAUGCCCCAAUUGCAUACACUGCAUACGGUAUCCUAGCGCAUGGCCUGGCAGACAUCCCUGGCACUACCCCUGACAUGGCUUACGAGACCGUGAGAUUGAGAUCUGAUGCUUUGACAAUUGAUGGCAGUAUACAGGUUCAAGUGAAAGCUUUGUUCCCGAAUUUCAAUUGCCAGCCUGCAGAAGUAUCUAUCAACCCUUCGCCAUAUGAUGCUAAUGGGCAGCAAGUCAGCGACACAAUGUCGAUCCUUUCUCCUUCCUGCCACAUGAUGGGAGGUGCCCAACCGACGUUUGUGAACGACCUGAACAGACUGACAGCGCCGCUCACACAAUUCAGAGGGGCAGUGCAACGAGUUAAUUGCUCAGACAGAGAUGUCCCAUCUGAGGAACUGGUAAAUUGGCAACUCUUGACAAUCGCCGAAGUCGAGUACUCGAUCCUGCCUCCUGAGGCGAAUCAAACCAACUCAACAGCUAAUGAUACGGUCUCAGCUCUACCAUAUUGGAGAAUCGGAGUGAAGCAAGCUACAAGUGUACUAUGCAGACCAUCCUACGGCAUAGGUACUGCUGCUCUAAAAUACGACUUCUCAUACGAGCCGCCCUUGCUCUCCGCUGCCAUUGACCAAAACACGGCCGGAAAUUUAGUCGGGUUUCGGGACAAUGAUCUUGGCGCUUCAUUCACUGCUGCACUUGCCGCUGGUUCAAACAUGUUUGGGGAUCUGUCCGAAAAUCUAGCUGUGGAUUUCCCAAACACCAUGUUCAAACUGAUGGCAGCAGGCCAUGGUGAUCGGUACGAGAACCUCAUGGACCAGGACGUCAUGAUGUCUACGGCUGAGCGGACUUUUAAGCAUCUUGCAGUCCAGAUAGCACGAAAGAACAUUUUCCAGGAAGACAAUUCCGAUAUUGUUGGGAUUUCGGAAAGAUCUGAAAAGCGUCUUGUCAUCAGUGAAUUCUCGCUAUGGGUUAUGGUAGCUGGCUUUAUUCUUGUUGCGGUCUUGAGCUUUGCUGCCAACUGGAUGCGACUGAACAAGCCGAUUCCUUACGGAUAUGAGAACAUAUACGGCUUAGCUUUGCUCCUGGCUCAGAAUCAUGGCUUCCAAAAAGUUAUGGACCAAGUUAUCGGUUAUGAUGAUGCUACUGUCAGGAGAAUAUUGGCCAAUCAUCAAUUCCUUGCCUCCUGGUCUGAAGACUGUAAACAACUAGAUCUCCUGAACCAGGCAAAGUCACGGCUCGAGGAUCAGACGGAUUCACACAAUGCUGGGACUGGAUCGGCGCCUAAGGAGCUUUGGUGGAAUCCACUGACGUUGAAACGGUGGAUUCUAGUGAUGACUCUGUGCCUCCCCAUUGCUGGCAUUGUAACAUUGGAAGUGUUGCAACGACUUUCCGACCGCAGUCAUGGCCUGGGUGAUGUGUCCGAUAUGAAUGGCGCGAGUUCUAUUAUCUACACCCGACUUCUUCCAGCUUUCGUUGUCCUUGUCAUUGCGAGCUUAGUCAACGCCGUUGAAUUCAAUAUCUUUGUUCUCUCUCCAUUCGAUCGCCUAUGGUCUAGAGAUACCAAAUGCAGGCAAAGCCUUCAGAGUUCCUUAAUCAACCUACUUCCUCCACUGGCGUUCUGGAAGGCUUUGAGACACCGUCAUUACGCUGCACUGUGCUCAUCAAUUGCAACUGUUCUAGGCGCCUCACUCACCAUCAUAGUUUCAGGGUUGUAUACUGUCGAGCAGAUCUCAUACUCAACCGAGGUGGUACUGUUCGUAAACCAGUCAAUGAAUCUCAACUGGGCGAACAGCUCAACUCAAGACAAUGGUGCUGCAGCUCUUAUAAGCCUUACGGAGAGCCUUAAUUUGAGUUAUCCGGCUUUUACUGUUGACGAACUUGCGUUUCCGUACUUUGAUCAGUUAGGUAGCCUUGACGCUAUAGCAGCUGAAUCUACUCUCCAAACGCGAUUGCCGGCUUUUCGAGCAUCCUUAAACUGUUCAAUAUUGAACCCAUCGAAAUUCAAUGUUUCAGCGGUUUACAAUUCAAGAAUAAAUUCGGCGAGUGCGAAUGUUGAUGCCAGACUACCAUUGCCAAAUUCCUGCCUCAGAGGAGGGCCGGGUGGAAAUCUCAGCUAUAUAGAGAUAACCUAUCGUGUCGGAUUCGCAGCAAAUGCAAGCUACAUCGGGAAGAUACUUGACCUUCAUGUUGGGCCUUAUGAUCCAAUAUUAGGGUCAGCAUUUGGUGAAAGCGACCCGCGGAGCAACAAUGAUAACCCACCUGAAUGUCCUUCUCUAGCAUUCAUUUACGGGUACAUUGAUCUGGACGAUCAGACACAAAACUCCGUUACCACCAUGAUGUGCUAUCAAGAAAUGCAGCGGCUGCAGGUCAAUGUAAACUUUGAUGUUCCGUCAAUGUCAAUCUCGACUACAUUCCCUCCAGCAACAGACGAGGGAACCGUCGAAAUUCUCUUGAACGGACCGAAUCGAUCCACUGCGUGGCAGUAUCGCAUCCAGCAGCACAUGGAUCAAUCUCUUUCGUUGUUCAACCAAACUAAAUACGCCUCCUCGAACCUUGCCGACUCCCCCAUCGACCCAUUCUUUCAAGCCGUGCUCGUCGGCAAGAAACCCAUAGCGGAAUCUCUGUUGUCGUCGAAAGAGAAUGCAAGUGCCGUGUAUGAUGGUAUUCUCGCAUUCUACCGCAGAUACAUGGCACAGGCGAUCUCGAAUAACAUGCGAGGGGGAACCGCCGAUGGAGUGCCAGCAACAGGGGUAGCAGCAGAUAAACCGCAAAGUUUCCCUGGCACAGUCCUCAACGCGAUACGAAAGCCACGCGUCGUGCAGCAAAACCAGGCCAAAGUAGCCCUCCAAGUGCUCUUUGGCUUGAUCAGCGUCCUACUCGCCAUCGCCUACAAACUCGCCCGGCUCCGCCGUCUCGUGCCCUACAAUCCUUGCACGAUAUUCGGGGUCGCAAGCCUGCUGGUCGGAACCAACAUGUGCUCGGAGGACGAGCGGGAGCGCCUGCAGUCGGCACCAUCGGACAGAAAAUACAGGUUGGACUGGUGGUAUGAUAAUAGUCGACAGUGGCACGAGGGAGACCUGGAUUGUCAUGAUACGAAGCGGAGGAGAAGAUAUAGGAUUGAUGUUGUUGAUGAUCACCAUUGA